Messenger RNA from Anopheles arabiensis, 570 nucleotides. It is a transcript of the gene RpL36A, whose product is annotated as 60S ribosomal protein L44. Gene Ontology annotation, biological process: translation. NCBI's taxonomy places the organism in Eukaryota, Metazoa, Arthropoda, Insecta, Diptera, Culicidae. The transcript has 3 exons. The record is from RefSeq and is a predicted model, not a curated record. Bases 99 to 413 code for a protein of 104 amino acids. Gene Ontology annotation, cellular component: cytosolic large ribosomal subunit; ribosome. Gene Ontology annotation, molecular function: structural constituent of ribosome.
AACAGGCCUUCUGUCAUCUGUCGCUGGACGACUGACGUUUACCACUUGCUCUGUGCUUCCUCUUUUCGUUUGUGACUGAAUCGACGAGAACAUCCAAAAUGGUAAACGUACCGAAGCAGCGCCGUACGUACUGCAAAAAGUGCAAGGUUCACCGCGUGCACAAGGUGACGCAGUACAAGAAGUCCAAGGAACGACAGGCUGCCCAGGGUCGUCGUCGUUACGAUCGUAAACAGAAGGGUUUCGGUGGUCAAACCAAGCCCAUCUUCAGGAAGAAGGCCAAGACCACCAAGAAAAUCGUGCUGCGUAUGGAAUGUGUCGAGUGCAAGUACCGCAAACAGACCCCACUGAAGCGCUGCAAACACUUCGAGCUCGGCGGUGACAAGAAGCGCAAGGGACAGAUGAUCCAGUUCUAAGCUGUUAUCUAUCGCCUCCAGAACGUGCGUUGGCGCAUUCGGUUGUACGAACGCAUCUUUCUGAAAAAAAGCAUCGGGAAUAAAAGAUCAGCCCCUGUCCCCGGCGUCCGCGACGAGCAAGGGAUGAUGUGAGGAAGAACAAUUCAAACGCCUGUAC